Molecule: messenger RNA, 1911 nt
Organism: Podospora pseudopauciseta
Lineage: Eukaryota; Fungi; Ascomycota; Sordariomycetes; Sordariales; Podosporaceae
Exons: 6
Coding region: 1-1911 (636 amino acids)
Source: RefSeq, a predicted model, not a curated record
AUGUGUGAGGGGCGGGUAACGUGGCUUGGUACUGAUGUUAUGCUCCUGCCGCAGGCUAACCUGGGCCCUAUCGGAAGUGGCCAGAUCGUUGAGCCAUGUACCGUAUUAUUCAUUAACGAGACAAUGUCCACGGCCUCGGAUAUCGAAGCAACUUUACACAGGUUCGACGUGGUUGACGAUGUCUGGUCUAGGGACUUUGCCAACUGCAUCAUCAUCCAAACCAGGUUUGAGAAAUAUGGCAGGGCUGCGGUCAAAACACUCAAAAAGAUGCUUUCAAAAGUGUCAGGUGUGGAGAAAAUACAUGUCUUGAACAUCCAAAACCUAUCAGAUGCCCUGCCGGAAGGGCCAUACUUCUUGAAUCAUGGCCGGCUACACCAAGCAUUCCGACUUUAUGCGGAUGUAAACGGUGCUUUCAUAGUUUCGACAGUUCCAUCUGAUGAUCACGGGACGUUUCGAUCUCUUGAUUGCUCUGCUUAUGGCGAGCAACAUCCUUCUGCCCUCACUAUCGCCGUGCCUUCACGCCUCUACUUCAAACGUACCAAGGAGAAACCCUACGCUGGUUUACGCCUGGCAAUCAAGGACAACAUUGACCUAAAAGGACUCAAAACAGGGGCUUCGUCGCGAGCAUAUACGUCCCUUUAUCCACCGCGAAAACAUAGCGCUGAAAUCGUACAACGGCUUCUUGAACUUGGGUUUGUCAUUGUCGGCAAGGCAAAAACCACGCAGUUUGCAGAUAGCGAAUGGCCCACCAGCGACUGGGUGGAUUACCAUGCCCCUUUCAACCCGAGAGGAGACGGUUACCUUACAACUAGUGGGAGCAGCGCCGGCAGUGCUGCAGCGGUAGCUAGUUAUCCAUGGCUAGACUUCGCUCUUGGGACUGACUCAUUAGGAAGCAUUCGAGCACCGGCAGCUGCUCAAGAGAUAUUCGGAAUGCGAUCUUCACUUGGGGCGGCUAGCUUCCAAGGUAUCAUACCGUACAGCCCCCAGUUUGACACGGUCGGCGGAUUUGCCAGAACCGCUCGAGAGUUUAGGGUGCUUGCUGAGGCCCUGUAUGGCAAACCCACCCAGAUUGAAACUGUGGAAAACAAAAAGCCAACCAAGAUACUCUACCCAACUGAUUACUGGUCACUGCGACACAACCUAACUCAAGAUGUAUUCAACGCCGCUAUCACCAAAAUCGAAAGCUUUUUGGGCAUGAGCCGGACAGAGAUCAGCCUUGAGAAGACAUGGCAGCAACAUCGUCCUUCCAACAUCACCGAAUCUCUCAGCGACUACAUGAAACACGUUUUCGAAUGGGGCGCAAACCCAGACCAGUGGACAGGCCAUUUCAAAGAUUUCUUACCAGAAUACGAGGAACGUUUCGGGAAGCCACCGGUAUUGAAUCCUCAACUACGUUUCAAGGUGGAGUACUUACCCACAGUGACACCCGAACAACAAGCCGAAGCCCUUCGGCGUCUCAAGGUCUAUCAGGACUGGUUUUAUAAGCACGUGAUGCCACCAGCCGAUAUAACCGGACACUCCAGCACGGUUAUGGUGCUUCCCUGGACAGAUGGAAUUCCAGACUACCGCGACAGAUAUCGUCAUGGACCUCAGAAGUUCACAGGCAUCGGGUUCUUUUUUUACAAUAUUGGUACCUAUGCGGAGGCGCCAGAGAUUAUUAUCCCAGGUAAGAAAACGGUAUUGGUAGAGAUCCCCCCUUUCAUCGGCUUACUGACUUUAUCUCAAGCUGGCACAACACCAUACGUGUCAAAGUACACUGGAAAAACCGAGAGACUGCCUGCAGCUUUGGGGAUUGUAGGCGCAAAGGGAAGUGAUGUCUCUCUUGCUCAACUGGUUAGCGACAUAUUCGACGGAGCCACAGUGCAAUAUCCCCAAGAAAAGUCGCAAAAGCCGUUAUCGCCGCGUUUAUGA